GAGGCUGUGACAAAUGAGUCGUUAAAGCCACACUUCUCGCUCCUGCGGCGGCCGGGUGCUUCGUCAUGGCCGGCAACUGGAAACGAUGCCUCCGGUCUUGAAUGGAAGAUUGAUUUCAGGCGUCAAAUGAGAAACUCGGCCGCCCAAUCAGAGAGGAGGUGACUAAUAUGCAAAUGAGGUGUUAUCACUGUGACGUCAGCAGCAGCGUUCGAGCCGCUGAGCUCAGGUCGUCAGCAGGAGUACAACUAACAACAAGUUCGCCUAAAACACUCUGAAGGAAAGUGCGCGGUCGCUCGCCUGGGUUCCGGACUGUGACAUGAUGGACAUUCGGUUUUGGUGAGCGAACGGUUUAUUGGGGCCAUCAUCGUCCAAAGUCGACCAUGGACCUCUUCAAUGACCCAAACCUCUUUACGGGAGGCCUGGAAGAACUGGUUGAGGAUGGAUUUCCUUCUGCACCAUCGUUUGUGGACGAACUUAACCUUGGUGUUGACUUUGAGCCCGUUCAAAUGGGCCAUCACACUUCCGGAAAACACCAAGUUAUGAUGCCACCUGCUUCCUCUACGGCAACCCAGCAAAACAUCCCUUCAUACAAUCAUCAGAUUGGUCACUAUGGUGCCGUAAAGGCACAGAGUCCAAACCUGAUGAGGCAGGUAUUUUCCAGCCCUCAUGGGUCAGGGGGUGGAGUUGGUGGCAUGAUUGCAGAGCAGCAUGCUCAGUAUCAUAAUGCUUCUAUGGGCCAAGUUUCCCAAUCUAAUGCUAUGUUCUACAGCAGCAGUAGCGCAAUGUGGCUAAACCAGGACCAGAAUGGUAACGCGUACCACCCUGUUAGUCAACUGCAGCAGCAGCCGUCACUUUCUCAGCAGCAGCAACUACACAACCAUCAUCUCCAUGCCAGACAAAUGCAAUCACAGCAGCAACACCACCCCUGUCAUCAGCAGCAGCAGAGAAUGCGACAGCAGCUGCAGCAACCACAGGGUCAUCAGCUGUUGAACCAGCAGCGGCACCAUCAUAUUAACACGCAAGCUGUGCCUCUGCAGCAACAGCACGAUUUUGCAUUUCACCAGGGAGGUCAAACUCAGAGGGCACAGCAGGAGCAUCAUUAUCAACACCAGGUUCAACAACACCAGCUAUCUAUUGGGGGGCAGAGGUUUCAUUCUCGGGCUCCCCAAAGCAAGUCCUAUAUGGUGAGUGAGAAUGACCCUUUGGCUGGCGACCUUAAGCCGAGUGGCUUCCAUUUGAACAUGGGAAAUCAAGCCUACACUGGCUCCGGUCUGGUUGGAAAUGCGGUGCCUCUGCCCAUGCAUUCAACAUCUAUGGUUCACCCACCAACCACAUACUCUGCCAGUUCAACCUCUCCAUAUCAGUCAGCUCAGUUUCCUGCAUACCCCGGAGAACCGGAAAUACCCGGUAUCAGUCAGCAGUCGUCUGUGCCUCUGCCCACCACUGCUCCCUUGGGCUCCGCUAUGCCGCAGUCUGGGUCAGCAUGUCAGUUUUCAUCACUUGUGGAUCGGCAGCAGACAAGAACGGCGAUGAGCCAGACACAGGAGUCUGAGAUGUUUGAUGACAAAAUGUCUUCCUUCUCUAACAUGAGUCGUCAACUGCCUUCUGAACAGCCACAUAGCUGUGGGGCUAUCAACGCUAAAGGAUACCAAAAUUUAGAAGAGACUUUUCCACCGUUGAUGGCUCAGGACGGUGAGUUGGACAGGCUGGAAUCGCCUGAUCUGCUGCCAGACAUACUACCCCAACUGGAGGCCGCUCUCAGCCAACAGGAUGAACAGUCAAACAGUUGCUGGGUGGAUUCCAACCAAGAGCACCUGGGGCCACCACCAGUUGAAAACGAAGAUGUGAAGCCUCGAAAGAACGCUAAUGGUCCAGGAAGUCAAAUACGGGCCCUCAGUCCCCCUAUGAAGAGCAGCUCAUCGUCAUCUUCAUCAUCCUCAUCUUCGUCCUCCUCAUCAUCCUCAUCUAGCUCCUCCUCGGAGAAGAAAAAGAAGUCACGGAGGAAGCACCAUCAGAUGGAUUCAGAAUCUCACGACAAGCAGGAAAAGGCUAAUCGGAUAAUAUCGGAAGCCAUCGCAAAAGCAAGACAACGUGGAGAGCGAAAUAUCCCCAGAGUUAUGAGCCCAGAAAGCUUCCCCAGCUCUUCCUCACAGCACAAGUCCCAUCGUGAGCAUAAAGGAAAUGGCAAAACACGACUUAAGGAGAAGGCCAGUAGGAAGGCUUGUAUCAUCCCCUCAUCUAAGAGCAAGCAGAAGUCCAAGAUUGGAAAAAUCGUCAUCAAAAUUGGCAAGAAGAAGAAAAGAAAGCCUGAGUCUUCCGAAGAUGAAUCUGAUGAUGACCAACCGCCUCGGCACAGCUCAAAAGGAGACUCUAAGAGGCGAUCGAAUCGUCAGGUGAAAAGGAAGAAGUAUGCUGAGGAGCUGGAAGCCAGACUGUCGGACGACGAUGUCAAGGUCAUCGUCAAGGCCAAGAAAACCAACCCUGCAUCCAAGCAGCCUGCAGUCCAGCUGUUUGUUGAAAAUCCCACUGAAGAGGAUGCAGCUGUUGUUGACAAAAUCAUGUCUUCACGUGUUACCAAGAAGGAGGUCCCUCCAGGAGGAGUGUUGGUCGAAGUGGAAGAGUUCUUUGUCAAGUACAAAAAUUACUCCUACCUCCACUGUGAGUGGGCUACAGAGCAGCAGCUGGAGAAGGACAAGAGGAUUCAGCAAAAGAUCAAACGCUUCAAGAUAAAACAAGCACAGAGGGCGCUCUUCUUUGCCGAUAUGGAGGAGGAGCCCUUUAACCCUGACUACGUGGAGGUGGACCGAGUACUGGAGGUGUCUUACUGUGAGGACAAAGAUACAGGAGAGGAGGUGGUCUACUAUCUUGUGAAGUGGUGCUCGCUGCCGUACGAGGACAGCACCUGGGAGCUGAAGGACGACGUGGAUCAGAGCAAGAUUGAAGAGUUUGAGCAGCUGCAGGCAGUCAAGCCAGACUCUCGCAGGGUGGACCGACCACCCACAAAUCUAUGGAAGAAGAAGGAGCAAUCAAGAGAGUAUCGCAAUGGAAACAGCCUCAGGGAUUAUCAGUUGGAGGGGGUCAACUGGCUCCUUUUUAACUGGUACAACAGGCGGAACUGUAUACUGGCAGACGAGAUGGGUCUUGGUAAAACCAUCCAGUCCAUCACGUUCUUGGAAGAAAUCUAUCGUGUGGGCAUCAAAGGACCGUUCCUCAUCAUUGCCCCUCUUUCCACCAUUGCCAACUGGGAGCGGGAAUUCCGUACUUGGACUUAUCUCAACGUCAUCGUCUACCAUGGAAGCAUGGUCAGCAGGCAGAUGCUGCAGCAGUAUGAGAUGUACUUCAGGGAUGCUCAGGGCCGUGCAAUACGAGGUGCCUACAAGUUCCAAGCCGUCAUCACCACUUUUGAGAUGAUCCUGGGAGGUUGUCCCGAACUGAAUGCCAUCGAGUGGCGCUGUGUUAUCAUUGAUGAGGCCCACCGACUCAAGAACAAGAACUGCAAGCUGCUGGAAGGAUUUAAACUGAUGAAUCUGGAGCACAAAGUCCUUCUGACAGGAACUCCUCUUCAGAACACUGUGGAGGAGCUCUUCAGCCUGCUCCACUUUCUGGAACCAGCACGCUUUCCCUCAGAGAGCACCUUCAUGCAGGAGUUUGGAGAUCUGAAGACUGAGGAGCAGGUCCAAAAGCUCCAGGGAAUCCUGAAACCUAUGAUGCUGCGGCGCCUAAAGGAGGAUGUGGAGAAAAAACUGGCCCCUAAAGAAGAAACCAUCAUCGAGGUGGAGCUCACCAACAUUCAGAAGAAAUACUACCGGGCCAUUCUCGAGAAGAACUUUUCCUUCUUGGCCAAAGGAGCAGGUCAGGCCAACAUGCCCAACCUGGUCAACACUAUGAUGGAGCUAAGAAAGUGUUGCAACCAUCCCUACCUCAUCAAAGGAGCUGAAGAGAAGAUCCUGGAAGACUUCAAGGAGGUGUGUAACCCCUCUGCACUUGACUUUCACCUCCAAGCAAUGGUCCAGUCUGCCGGGAAGCUGGUCCUCAUUGACAAGCUGCUUCCCAAGAUGAAAGCUGGCGGUCACAAAGUGCUCAUCUUCUCUCAAAUGGUGCGCUGUCUGGACAUCUUAGAAGACUACCUCAUUCAGAGAAGGUACCUCUACGAGCGUAUUGAUGGGCGGGUUCGUGGAAAUCUGAGGCAGGCAGCCAUCGACCGAUUCAGCAAGCCAGACUCGGACCGCUUUGUUUUCCUUCUCUGCACCAGAGCCGGAGGUCUGGGAAUCAACCUCACGGCCGCCGACACCUGCAUCAUCUUUGACUCUGACUGGAACCCGCAGAAUGACCUGCAGGCCCAGGCCCGCUGCCAUCGGAUCGGUCAGAACAAGGCGGUGAAGGUGUACCGUCUGAUCACCAGGAACUCCUACGAGCGAGAGAUGUUUGAUCGCGCCAGCCUGAAGCUGGGUUUGGACAAAGCAGUGCUCCAGAGCAUGAGUGGACGAGAUAACAGCCUGGGAGGGGCUACUGGUGGAGGGGCCACACAACAGCAGCUUUCCAAGAAAGAAAUUGAGGAUUUGCUGCGGCGUGGUGCCUAUGGAGCCAUCAUGGAUGAGGAGGACGAAGGGGCCAAGUUCUGUGAGGAGGACAUCGACCAGAUCCUUCAGCGCAGAACGAAAACCAUUACCAUCGAGUCUGAGGGACGCGGAUCCACAUUUGCAAAGGCCAGUUUUGUGGCAUCCGGGAACCGUACAGACAUCUCCCUGGAUGACCCCAACUUCUGGGACAAGUGGGCCAAAAAGGCAGACUUGGAUAUGGAAAUGGUCAACGGAAGAAACAGCUUGGUGAUUGACACUCCCCGUGUCCGGAAGCAGACAAGGCCCUUCAGCGCCACCAAGGAUGAGUUAGCAGAGCUGUCCGAGGGUGACAGCGACAGUGAUGACACCAAACCGAAACUCAGGCGAAACCAUGACCGCCUCAACAGCUACGGACGAACGGAGUGCUUCAGAGUGGAGAAGAACCUGCUCGUAUACGGUUGGGGUCGUUGGAAGGACAUUCUCACCCAUGGUCGUUUCAAGAAGCAGCUGACGGACAAAGACGUGGAGUCCAUCUGCAGGGCUCUGCUCUCCUACUGCCUGGUGCACUACCGCGGUGACGACAAGAUCAAAAGCUUCAUGUGGGACCUGAUCGCCCCGUCUGAAGAUGGACGCACCCGGGAGCUGCAGAAUCAUCUAGGCUUGUCGGCUCCGGUUCCUCGGGGCAGGAAGGGGAAGAAGAUGAAGACUCAGUCCAGCACUUUUGACAUCCACAAAGCUGAGUGGCUGAGGAAGCACAACCCAGAGCACAUGCUGCAGGACGAUGGCUACAAGAAACACCUCAAGCACCACUGCAACAAGGUGCUGCUCCGGGUCAGAAUGCUCUACUACCUGAAACAAGAGGUGAUUGGUGACCAGGCCCAGAAGGUGCUGGACAAUGUGGACUCCAGUGAGAUAAAGAUCUGGGUCCCGGAGCCGGACCACUCUGAGCUGCCGGCUCUGUGGUGGGACGCCAUCUCUGACAAGUGUUUGCUGCUGGGGGUCUACAAGCACGGUUACGAAAAGUACAACACAAUCCGUGCGGAUCCAGCACUGUGCUUCCUGGACCGAGUGGGGCGGCCUGAUGAGAAAGCCAUCGCUGCUGAACAGAGAGGAAAUGAUUUCAUGGACGGGGAUGUGGAUGACCCGGAAUACAAACCCGCCCCGGCUCUGAUCAAGGAUGAGAUAGAGGAUGAUUCGUCCUCUCCUGGCGACUUGGUCAUCACUGACAACGCUGGAGAGCCGCUCCCCCUCAUGGAAGGCCAAGGUUCCUACUGGCCCUCAUCUUCUGCGCUGACGGCUCGCCUGCGGCGUCUCAUCACAGCUUCACAGCGAUUCACCAAGAGCAGGCAGAUCCUCCACAUCCACCAGGUCCAGUCUCAAACCCAACAUGCCAUGGUCAUGUCUGCGCCACUGUGCCCACUGCCGCCCACACUCAACGACUCCUUCAAUCCCAAAAUGGCUGCCAAGAUCGAGCGUCAGCAGAGGUGGACCCGGCGGGAAGAGGCCGAUUUCUAUCGGGUCGUCUCUACUUUUGGCGUGGUUUUUGACCCAAACAUCGGCCGCUUUGACUGGACCAAGUUCAGGGCGAUGGCCCGGCUGCACAAGAAGACUGACGAGAGUCUGCAGAAAUACCUCUGUGCUUUCACCGCUAUGUGCCGGCGGGUUUGUCGCCUGCCCCCUAAAGAAGGAGACACGACUGUGGAGCCGUCUCUCAACAUCCAGCCAAUCACAGAGGAGCGAGCAUCUCGCACGCUCUACAGAGUGGAGCUGCUGCGCCGGGUGAGGGAGCAGGUCCUUCGUCACCCGCUCCUGUACGAGCGCUUGCCGCUGUGCCAGAUAAGUUCUGACCUCCCUGUCUGGUGGGAGGUGGGCACGCACGACCGGGACCUGCUGAUCGGUGCUGCCAAGCACGGAGUCAGCCGCACUGACUACCACAUUCUGCGUGAUCCCGAGCUCAGCUUCAUGGCAGCGCAGCGCAACUACAGCCAGACAAAAGCGCCCACGCUGCAGUCCCACACUGCCACCCCAGUCCUGCAGCCUCAAUUCCAGACGCCCAGCUCGCUGCUGACCAGCUCUCCUCCUGUGUCUGUGAGAGAUACGGAGCCCAGCAGCGUUGUCCCUAAAGUGGAGCCACCUUCAGAGGGCGAGGAGAACAAAGAGAAACAGAUGUGGAGUUCGCCUCAACCUACAGCGACCCCCACAGGUGUGGAGGAGAAGCCUGUUUUCGACAAUGAGAAGCAGAUGGUGGCGGCACGGACCAAACCUCUCACACCAAACUCUGCGGAAAGGAAGCUGAAAAAGGCCAACAAGAGAGCGAGGAGGGAGGCUCGCAGGGAGGCCAGAAGGGGCGGACAGGGAGAUUCGGAGACAGACUCAGACGGCUCCUCUUCCAGCUCUUCGUCACGCUCCUCUUCCUCCUCAUCUUCCUCUUCUUCUUCCUCGUCACGAUCGGGAUCCAGCUCCUCCUCAUCAUCUUCAUCCUGCUCCUCCGGAUCCUCCUCGUCCUCUUCUUCCUCGUCCUCUUCAGAUGACAGUGACAGUGAAGGAGAGGCUGGAAAGAAGAAAGUGCCUGCCACAGCCAGUGUAAAAGGCUUCGACGAAGACAGCGUGGCUUCAGUGGGAACGACGCAGGAUGAAACACAAGACACCCUCAUGUCUGAGAACGGAGUAUCCCACAACUCUUCACAUGCUUUCCAGGGAGGGGGACACAUGCUUGCCGCCUCCUACUGGCCAAAGGAUCGUGUGAUAAUCAACCGACUGGACAGCAUCUGCCAAGCAGUGCUCAAGGGCAAGUGGCCCGGAGUACGGCGAGCGUAUGAGCUCGGAAGUGCCGUGGCCUCGUUCUACACUACAAAACUACUGGACAACGCCUCCAGCCUGUGCGAGGACCCCUCGGCCUCGCCACAGGGGUCAAAGGUGACCAAGCAUGUUGCAGAAAACAAGGAGUUCUCAGUAAAACUGAACGAUCAGGAAGGGGGUUUGAAACUGACCUUCCAGAAACAAGGUCUACCUCUGAAGAGGCCCCUGGAUCUGGAGGAGGGGCCGCAGGCUCAGCAGCAGUACCUGGCCAGGCUUCACGACCUGCAGAGCGCCUCAGACUCUGGCCUGGCCGACAUCACCAAGCCACAGUGCAGCUUCCAGAACGUGCCUUCAGGUCUUCCUGCUCAAAUGAGGCUAAACGGCGUCAUGGACGGCCAGCCUGUGGUGAAGAAGCGAAGAGGAAGGAAGAAGAAUGUGGAGGGCAUGGACCUGCUAUUCAUGAACGCAAACCGAGUCCCGGCUGUUCCAAAUCAGGUGCCUCCUGGGUGGGGCGGCAUUGGCCAGGUGGGGAUGGCUGGAGUUCCAGGAGCAAUCCCGGGCUAUGGUCAGAGCUCUGGUCAAAUCCCUGGUGAGAUGGACAGCAGAGUUCCGGUCAUCAACCUCAAGGAUGGGACCCGACUGGCCGGCGAUGACGCCCCCACAAAGAAAGAUUUGGAUCAGUGGCUGCUGGAGCAUCCAGGCUUCGUGGCUGACACCGGCGCCUUCAUUCCUGGAAUGAACAAGAUGCACCUGCAGUUCCACUUCCAAGACGGUCGGCCCAAGCAGAAGAGGCAUCGCUGUCGGAACCCCAACAAGAUCGACGUCAACAGCCUGACCGGAGAGGAGCGGGUCCAGAUCAUCAACAGGAGGAACGCGCGGAAGGUCGGUGGAGCCUUUGCUCCGCCUCUUAAGGAUCUCUGCCGGUUCCUCCAGGAGAAUCCUGAGUAUGGAGUCCCACCGGAAUGGGCUGACGUUGUCAAACAGUCGGGCUACCUCCCGGAGAGCAUGUUUGACAGGAUCCUGACUGGACCCAUUGUCCCGGAGGAGGUCAGUCGGCGUGGACGACGGCCCAAGAACCCUCUGGCCAGGGCAGCAGCCGCCGCGGCAGGAGCAGCGGCAGCAAAGAACCCCUCGACCUCUGCCUUGGGGCUGAACCCCAUGCUGACCAACGGCCUGAUGAGCGGCAUGGACCUGAGCAGCCUGCAGGCCCUGCAGAGCCUACAGUCCAUGCAGCUGACGGCAGGACUCAUGAGUCUCCCGUCAGAGACUCACGCCAGCAACCUGGCCGCCACAAACCUGGCCGCCAUGUUUCCCAUGAUGCUGUCGGGAAUGACGGGUUUGCCCAACCUGCUGGGAAUGAGCGGCCUGAUGGGGAAAGAGGGCGUCUCUGAGGACAGGGAGAAGGGACCGGCAGCGACUCACCCCAAAGCCCCGCCUCACACCUCCGACACUAAAGCAGACAGGACAGAAAGCUCAAGCGUUUCCAGCACCACUCCCUCCACCGCCGACCCACAAAGUGCUUCUGCCGCCGCCCCGGCGUCCGAUCACUCGCUGUCUCUUAACCCUUUGUUACUCUCCAAUAUGCUUUACCCAGGGAUGCUUCUCACUCCAGGCCUUAACCUUCCUGUGUCCGCCACACAAGGCUCAAACAGUGACCCGGCACCUGCGGCUGCUCCCGCACCUCCUCCCUCGUCUUCACAGGAGCAGCCGGCGGGAACCGACCCGGACGAGCAGAUCGACAAAGAGGAAGCUCCCGAGGAGGACGACGAGUCGGAGCAGAAGGACAUCAGCGGCCCGGAAGGUUCAGGGAAAGGCGACUCUUCGUCAUCGGACUCCGGGAGCUCCUCCUCUUCCUCGGGUGACUCGGACUCCAGCGACGAGGACUGAUUGAAUAGUUAUAAAUUUAUUUAUGUAUUGCCUAGAAACAUAUAUUCACAUAUUAUGGAUUUUCCAGCACUUGGUUGUGAUUUCUUUACUUGUACAGACAAGAACUAACUCAAAUGUUGUGUAAUAAAGUAAAAAGCAAAACAAAAAAAAAACGCCAAAAAAAAAAAAAAAAGAGCUGAAAUGAAAUUUCAGUGUUUGUCGAUAAAGGUACCGUUUUGUUUUGAGACAUUUUGCAUGUCAGACUUUGGUAGACCUUUGUGAGUAUGUACAACCGCGAGGAGGAAAGGCAUUAUUGUAACUACGUCAGGAUUUAAUUUUAUUAAAGAAGUCACACGAACACGCCGAGCUGUACUAUUAAUAUAUUUUGAUUGUCUGGGCUUACGUUUGGGGGUGGGGGCGCUCUCUGCUCUUGUAAAUAGUCAGCACUUAUCAGGUUCGUCGACAUUUUUGUUUUGCUUCGCCGAUCAUGCGCUGGAUUUGUCAGCAAUAAUUUUGGGCAGCUAAUGAAUGUCACUGAAGCUGUAGAUUCGAUCUACCACGUUCCAACCUGCUGCACGAAUGACGCCGGCACAUUGGUUCCUUACCCUCUCUGUCUGGAGGAGUGAAAUCCGACUUUGUGACACCUUCACAAUUCGCAGAUGAAGACUAAAAUCUCGUUCUAUUUUUAGGUUCUACAUGGAAGUGAGUUUGGUUUUGGGUGCGUUCAGCCUUCUGGCUGAGUCCAGAUUUAUUCAUUUUUGGAUUUUGUUUUUCCCAAUUUCCUGCUGCAUCACACGUCUCUGAGAAGGUUAUUGGAUGGAUUUUUCUGUGUUCGAUGUCCAUCAUGUUGAGAAAACCUAAUGGUUAUGUUUAACUGUAAAUAUAAGAUCAUAUGGCUCGCCCUAAUUACUUCAUUUUGGGGCUCAUUUAACCUGAAAAAUGGCUUGAUUUGUUUCAAAAUCAAGUGCCAAAAAUAAACCUUUUUUUCUGGAGUUAAAAGAAAACUGCGUUCAUCCGGUUUGGAAAGUCAACUGUUGUUUAAUUUCUUAUUAAACUGUUACCGGAGGUAGAUUUUCCUUUAAGACUGAGCGUCCAUCUGUUGAAUUCCUCCUGACACCUUUAACUUGCCUCACACUCAAAGGUGCACUUUAGUAUUCAGGUUUUGUCAUGACAGCGCGUUCCGCAUCGCCCAAACUGUCCUUCUUUUAGUUUAUGGGCUGAAACCAAAAAGCCUUGGUUUCUGAUUCACUGUGCUCAAGUCUUCUUGUCCAUGACGUCUGUCUGUGUUCCGCCAACCCUGAGCUUCCUCUGUGUACUCCGGCUGGACUGCUCCUCUCCUCUCUCUACUGCUUCCGUAACGUACGUCUAGAUUUGCCGGCUGAGUAGGACCCGGAUCAAUCAUUACCAGUUCUCGUCGUCUACCAAAGUCUCACUGACACAUGGCACAAGCACAAAAGUGGUGAAAUCUACAGCUUGAGAUUGUAGGAACGAUAGUGCCCAACAAGGUUGCAGACAGAAGUGCUUAAGUUCACUCAGCUAGAUGUAGAAGUGCCCUUAUCCUGUACCUCACCCAUUUUAAGACAAGUCAGGACACACGCGAACACUGGAAGCCGAAGUACCUUUUUCCUUUUUCUCUCAGACAACAGCCAAACUAUUGACUGUUAAACACGGGAGGAGGGUUUGUUUUGGUGUUGCCCUCACAAGUACAACUGUAGCAUUGUUCUCCGGUGUGUGACUCACACAGACUGACAUCAAGGUUUCCUCAUAAUGCAGUUAUUUUUGUAAGCCCCUUGCUUUUGUACGUCCAAGCUUGUAGUGCUCUUAUCAUCGCUGCUUUCGCUGACGUGUGGGAGAUGACUUCUUUUCCACUGUACAACUAUUCCCACUGCUCAAAGCUCUCAGCAGUGUUUGUCACGAAGACCAAUAUGCAAGAAGACUGACAAACACCGACAACUACUGUACACUUUUUCAUGACAUUAUUGCUUUUUUGUAAUUUUUAUUUCAUGCUUGAAUAAUGUCUUAUAAAUGUCAGCCUGGUUUUUUUUGUCCAGAUUCUUUUCAUUUCAUUGGACAGUUGUAAUAUUUGCAAGUUGUGGUCUGUGUAGUCGAAUAAUUCUCUGUAGUGGCAGGAAAAAAAAAGGCGUCUUAAAAAAAAAUAAAGUUGUUUGUAAUUUAUUGGAUUACUUUCUAUAGAGGAGGUUUAAUUAUUUUUAUUAAACAUAUUCUUCUGACUAUC
Messenger RNA from Synchiropus splendidus (mandarinfish), 11460 nucleotides. RefSeq names its product chromodomain helicase DNA binding protein 9 (gene chd9). The transcript is spliced from 39 exons. Lineage: Eukaryota; Metazoa; Chordata; Actinopteri; Syngnathiformes; Callionymidae. The record is from RefSeq and is a predicted model, not a curated record. The coding region runs from base 381 to 9245 and encodes 2954 amino acids. Gene Ontology annotation, molecular function: protein binding; ATP-dependent chromatin remodeler activity; ATP binding.